Zootermopsis nevadensis is the source of this 1961-nucleotide messenger RNA. RefSeq names its product UbiA prenyltransferase domain-containing heix (gene heix). The record is from RefSeq and is a predicted model, not a curated record. Gene Ontology annotation, molecular function: prenyltransferase activity. Lineage: Eukaryota; Metazoa; Arthropoda; Insecta; Blattodea; Termopsidae. Gene Ontology annotation, cellular component: endoplasmic reticulum; Golgi membrane. Gene Ontology annotation, biological process: vitamin K biosynthetic process; menaquinone biosynthetic process.
AAUUUUGGUGGAUUAAUAGUUCUGUCACCUUCAUUUGUUUUACACAUUAGAAACACGUCACCAUCGUUUCCCGCAAAAACAAAAUUUUAGUCAAUAAAAUGUUUAUUAUUAACUUUGAGGUUCGGAAAGAAAGUAAUAAGAUAUACUUCAGUGAGCCUAACAUUAGUAACUUACAUUUUUAAAGACAGUAACUGUCGUCCUUUUACAGUACGAUUCUAUCAGUUUUAUCAUGCUGUUCUAACCUCCUAGCGAAGGAGUUGUGGGCUGGAAUGAAAAAAAAACACUGCAGUUUGGUGAUUAGAUAAAAGGUGCCUGCUUGGAUUGCAAUGGGAAACGGAGAAGCAAAUAAUGUGCAGAAAGACAGCACUACGGUGAAUGACAAGCCACAGUUGAUGAAACUCUCUUCCUAUGUCUUGGCUCUGCGACCAUGGUCCCUCAGUGCAUCCCUCAUGCCAACUCUUUUAGGCUCUGCCAUAGCUUAUAAAUGUAGUAGUAAUGUAAGUGACUUCAGCUGGCUUAUAUUGCUGUUUACAUUGUUCACUGUGGUGUCUGUGCAUGGUGCUGGAAAUGUAGUCAAUACUUACUUUGACUAUAUAAAAGGAAUAGAUGGCAGGAAAAGUGAUGACCGUACUCUUGUGGACCAUAUUCUUUCCAAGGAUGAAGUUGCAACACUUGGUGCUAUGUUGUAUGCUGCUGGCUGUUUGGGGUUCAUAUUUUUAGUGGGCAUAUCUCCAGCCAAGAUGGAGCAUCUAGCUCUUGUGUAUUUUGGUGGGCUGUCCAGCUCUUUUCUGUAUACAGGUGGAAUUGGACUGAAGUAUAUUGCAUUGGGAGAUGUGUUGAUAUUAAUAAUCUUUGGACCAAUAUCAGUCCUUUUUGCUUUCAUGUCUCAGACUGGUCAUGUGGAAUGGGCAACUAUUUACUAUGCCAUUCCUCUAGCACUGAACACGGAGGCCAUUCUGCAUAGUAACAAUACACGUGACAUGGAGAGUGAUCGUCAUGCAGGCAUCGUCACAUUGGCUAUCCUCAUUGGCCACACAGCAUCACACGUCCUGUAUGCAUUCCUUCUUUUUACACCAUAUAUCCUUUUUGUUGUCCUCGGUGUCCGUCACACUGUGUGGUUGCUGUUGCCCCUUAUCACUCUGCCUGCUGCCUUCCGCAUUGAAAAGCAGUUUCGCCGCUCUGAUACAAUUCAGAAAGUACCUAAGCAAACUGCAAAGCUGAACUUAUUCUUUGGUUUUCUGUAUGUUCUUGCCUGUAGUCUUGCUGAUACAGAACAACUUCCAUUUAUUCAUUAAAGAGGUGGACAAAUCUGUAUUGACAGCUGGAAUAAUAUUUAUCAGCAAAACUCCGGAAGGACAAAGUUUUUAAAUUAUGCCUAAUGUUGAUGGCUGACAUGGCCAGCACAAAGAUAUGAACUGCAUACAGAUGAAUUAAAUCUAUCUGAAUUACCUGCUGUACAGUUAUGUACCAUUAUCUUUGUUUCAUGUCAUGACAAUAACACUUAUUCCUGCACCUAGUUGAGGCAUUUAUAAUGAAUUACAUUUUAUUAAACAAUUACAGUCAGGAUGUUUUAGAACAGAGUUGCUGUCCAUUACUGCAGGCAAUUAAAGUUUAAUCAUGGUUGUCUCACACCACAUACAUCAUACAUUAGAAUGCUGUAUAAAACAUUUUUUUAAAUAAUACAUAAUGUGGCUGAAGUGGAUCUUAUGACUAGGUCAUACAUAGAACCAUUUCAGAAUAGUUUUUUGUCUGUAGGAUAUGUGCUCUAAAGAAAUGGGUAUAAAGCAGUGAGUGUGUUGUGUGUGGUUAAUGACUGUAGAAAUAAUUGUGGUCAUAUACAGGAUACUGAUUUACAGUAUUAGAAGAGUAGCUAACCUGCAUUUUGGGCCCACUCUUCACUAUGUGUAACAUCUGUUCAAAAUUAGUGGAUUUAUAAAUACACCAAGUUUAUUUUCCCUCAU